GGCAACCAAGUCCAGUACAGGUGGCACCGCCUCUGCUUUCGCUCCCCGUAACCGUCCACUCACUGCGCUGCUCUCGUUUCUUUUUCCCCGUUAGUUGUCGCCCCUCCGCCCGUGUUUUCCACCAACCUCGCCCUCGAGGGAGCAGAAGUAGAAGAAAGAACAGCAGUUUCCUCAACUCGCAAGUCUCGUCAGUCGUCAGCCAGCAUUCGUCAGCGCUUUUCGAAGGAAGAAAAUCGUCAGGAGAUGUCGCGGUCGGCUGUCUUGAAGUCUGGGAUAGGCGCAUUGGCGUUGGUGGGGGUGGCGACCUUUGUGUUUUUCCAGCGACCUCUUCAAAUAACAUUGCUCAGCCCUUCACCUGAAGUCAACAAGGGAUCGAGUGAUUCCAAACGAGAGAGUUCCCAGGUGAAACUUUGCCCAAUGCCUGCUUAUGUCAGCCCCGAAGCAUUCCUGGCUUACGAAAAACAAAAGCAAUACGAAUGUAAGAAACUGGAAUACUUUGGAGUUGGUGACGGUAGCAAAGGUGUAUGUAAAGACCCAGUCUUCAGUCUUGACAAAAAUAAUUGCAAAGUUCUCUCCUUCGGCAUCAGUAAGGACUGGACGUUUGAUGACGCCUUUGGAGUCUUUGGCUGCAAGGUGUACAGUUUCGACCCAACAAUUGGGAAAGAAGACCAUCAACAUGCACCAAAUGUCCAGUUCUUCAACCUGGGCAUUAGCAACAAGGCGGAAACUGCAAGAAAGCUCGACACAUAUGAAAACAUCCUAAGAGACUCGCCUAUUGGACUCCGUGAUCGACUACCUUAA
Molecule: messenger RNA, 801 nt
Organism: Macrobrachium nipponense
Lineage: Eukaryota; Metazoa; Arthropoda; Malacostraca; Decapoda; Palaemonidae
Exons: 6
Coding region: 244-801 (185 amino acids)
Source: RefSeq, a predicted model, not a curated record